AUUUGGGUUCACUAUUUUCAAAUAUCGAAGAUGUUUCUUCCAACCGGUUUUCGUCCAAUUUGAAUGUUAACCACUACAAUCAUACGGUGCACCACGGAUAAAAACAAAAAGGAUUCUUUAGAAGAUAGUUCCUCGAAGAAACAUUUUCACCCGUCACGUGAACCUCUGCGAAUAUCUGCUACAUGAUUUUUUUGCAAAGCUUAAAAAUUAUACGAGUCAGCAGGCAAGUAUCUAUUUAUACGGUCUGAACGAAGCAUGAUGCGACACAACGGAACGGUUUCUAUUGAAAAAGACGUAUAUAACCAUGAACGAUUGAUCGAUAAUCAGAUAGGUAUAUAGAAGAAUUAAAUAUAGAAGAAUUAUUAUGAGCAUAUAGAAGAAUAGGAGUGAUUAAUCCUCGCAAUAUUUCCAAAUACUUCCUAUCAUAUUCCUUUCCUACUAUCAUAUAUUUCUUUUUUCAUUUUUCCAUCUAAUCACGGCUAAAUAUCAAUGAUAAUCAUUUAGAAAUAUGCAAGUAGACAUAAUGCGCCGAAAGAUCAGUAUUCCGUUCACGAUAAACAGAUGUUACGAUAAAAGUAAAAUGGCGAACGCUAUGGGAUACCAAUACUUUUUAAUGAUAUGAUAGAGAGUAAAAUGAUGUGAUAUUUAAUUCGCGCGUCGGUUAGACAGUGCGCCUGGACGAAAGGAGUGAUCAACCCUUGGCGUUAUUCACGUAUAGAAUAACAUUUCCACCAUUGUGAUGGUUGUAAUAUCGUAGUAGGAGUAACGGAUAACAUGCUUCACGCUCUGUUAAACGUACACCCAUCGUAUAUAACCCAGACGUAUAUGUAGAUAUAUUCGAACCGAUAAACGAAAUUAAUUAGGCCGCGAAUAUGACGACAUUCUGGAGUGCGAGAGAAAAGAAUAUCGAAAACGAGAGUGCGUUUACCAAGGGUGUCACAUGCGUAAAAUUAUCCACACUCUGUCAACCGCCAAAAAAAGGAAAAAAAGUUUCAGGCGCUUUCUCUCGAGUCGCUGCUAAUUGGCAGGGAUGACGCAUGGCUGUUAUAAUUGGUCGAACGAUGCUAAGAUCACGAACAUGUAUAUGAAAGAAACAACGUUUUCUUCCUCUUUUCCUUCCUCUCUAUAUUCUUUUCCUUAGAAAUCCAACGAUCGAAAUCAUAGAAUAUGCUUUCUUUGACAAGGAAAAAAUGUACAAUUUGGAGAAUGAGAAUAACUUUCCUUUUCGAUUAGAUGAAAUCGCACUGAUGAAAGUUAUGCUUCAAAAGAUAAUGAAAUAGAUAGAUAGAUGGAUAGAUAAAUGGAUAGAUAAAGAGAAAGAGAAAGAAAGAUAGAAAGAGAGAGAGAGAGACGUGGUGAUGUAGUCAGGCACGCCUAAUAAUUCACCGAGGGCGACGCGCGACGUGUACGUGUCAGCGCGUCGCGACGCGCCCGUCCGUCUCGUUGAGGCUACAACAUAGCAAGUUAAAUUCUCCCUCUUUUUCUAUCGGCGCCGACAGACUUCUUUUUCUCCUGUAGAUCCUUUUCCAAAGUCCUUUCUCUCCUUUUCCAUCCAUUUUUUGAAAAGCCAACUCAAGCAAAUUAUUUUUGUUCAAGAAAAAUCCGGUAUAAUAUCAUCUAGAGUUAAAUAGAUAACAACGAGAGGCCAAAUGUAUUCUCGAAAGUAUCCUAUAAAUAAAAUUCCGCAGAAUAAACAUGAUGAUUUUGUUGCUCAUAUCUAUUGCUCAUAGAUCACAUGCCUGUUGAAUUGAGAGGACAAACAUAAAGCAGUCAGCUGUUGACGCUUCGUCUCGUUCAAUUUUUGAGGACACGCAACCCUUUUUUCGUUUGUCCACUCCGUCUCUUCUCGAUCUGUCUGCAUUUCUUACAAAUUGCCGGUAUCGUUCCACGUUCAUCAAUGAACGAAAGAUUUUUUCUGCUAUUUUCCAUUUAUUUAUCAGUAAUAUCGAUAAAAUGAAUAAAACAAUCGUCGUUAAAACUAAUCAUCCUAGAAACACGCGAUUUGUUGAGCGUACGCCUUCGCGGAAAUAAAUAGCUCCUCUGGUCGCGAGUCUGUCGCUAGAUGCGCACAGAUAGGCCCUUUCGUUUCUAAGAAGAUUUCGCGGUGCGCACGGAAGCCGAUAAAACGAAACGUAAGUAGAAACAUUUGAAAACCAAUGAGCGCCUAAUGAAGGUGGAGCCUGCGAAGAAAAUCUCCACCUACUCUUAAAACGCUCUAUUUCUUCUCUCCUCGCAUGUCUCGCCGCGUUGCCUCUGAUGACGACCAAGGAAGGGGGAGAGAGAGAGAGAGAGAGAAAGAGAGAGAAGAUCCGAAGAGACAAGAGAAGAAUCUUUCAGUACGUCUCAAGUCGGUUAAGUCAGUUGGUAUUCCAGUAUCCCGAACAAAAUGUUCUCCCUUUGCAUCUUCUCGAUCCGUGGCUUUUUAAUGAAACGCGCGAAAUAAAUUAUUUCUUUCUUAAAGAUGAAAACUUUACACUUUGGUGUUUGCAGUAGCAACUACGCACAAUAGCACAGUGCGGAUUCGAGCGAAUUAAGAAAUUGAAAGAUCGAACAGUGCAAAGAUUCGUACGAUCAACGUUUUGUUGAUUAUCACGACUGAUUUAUAUAAAAUGUAAUUCGUCGGAAAGUAAAUGGUAUUCUAUAAAUCGAAAAAAUGUUUCCAUUUUUUAAAAAGAAUUACGAACCAACGAACUCUUUGAUGGUCACAUUGUUGAAUCGAUGAAACAUAGUGACUUAACGUUGAAAUGAUUUAGAAAAGGAGAAUAAAAAAGAAGAUAAGACGUUUAGGAAUUAUUCAGACUAACUCGGAGCAAAAUGAUCGGUGCAAAUGUGGACCAGCAUGGUAACAACAUAAUAGCAUCGCAAUCAACGAAUCAUGCGUCGCAAGAUUUCACUGUUUCACGACUUUUAUCAACGUCGACGAUGCAUUCGUUAGAAAAAAAAAAGAAAGAAAGAAAAAACUUUUCUAAAAUACACAUAGAGUGUCACACUGAAGGAACGUCGACGACUGGAAGUAGAAGACCAAGGAGAAGUAGGACAACCUUCUCGGCGCAACAGUUGGCCGCAUUAGAAAGGGUUUUCGAAAGGACACAUUAUCCCGAUGCUUUUGUUCGCGAAGAACUCGCUACUAGAGUAUCCUUAUCGGAGGCAAGAGUUCAGGUAUGGUUUCAAAAUAGACGCGCCAAAUUCCGGCGAAACGAAAGAAGUUCGGUACUUAAUCGUGGCACUUGUACAAGCAGAGAAUUGGAAACGACCACUUUACCACUUCGACCGAUAAGAGUAAGCAGUCACAUGCACGAAAACAAUUCGGAAAAUAAUUCCUUCCAAGCGCAGCAGCUUCCACAUUAUUCCUAUAGCGAAUACUGGAGAUCUCCUCAACAUUAUACCACCGUUCAAAGCAGUAAUUGUCACGGAUUUGUUAACGCUAAUCUUGGGAACGUACCUGCUCUACCAUCAUAUCAUCAAUCAGCAGAAAUUCACAGUGCCGUCGAAGGAACGACUAUAACUGGUCUAAGCGCAUUGAGAUUGAGAUCGCAUCCUUACAGUGCUACCUACUCCGCCAUGCACGCGAGCAUGUGACUCUUUUUCUCUUAUUUCUUCUCCGAUAUUGUCAUUUAUUUUUGACAAAUCAAAUCAAAAUCAAAGAAUGCUGCGAUGUUCAAAUCUACACGUCCUCAAUAAUAACUUUAUUUCGUCCUGCUUUCUUUCGUCCACAAGAUUCUUGCGCUUGCACAGGAUUCGUUCGUUAAAACCAAAGAUGCUCUCACUUUCAACUGUAAUCAAUGACGUAGAAAAGACUUAUAAUUAAAAGUCGAGUUAAUUAAUAGUCAAGACUUUUCUUAAUUACUACAAGUUUUCUAAACAGGGUAUAUAGAUACAUAGAUACAUACAUAUAUAUGUUUAUACGUUGUAUAAACCGUGAGGAGAGCUAAAGAUAUCGUAUAUAAGGUAUACAUAAUAAUUCCUUAACGAGAUUUACUGUAUUGUGUAUAUAGAUAUCCAUGUAUACUUGAUCAAAUGGGAUAAUAUGCAAAUGCAUGUAGUAUUAGCAGUCGGAUAGAUUAAACACAAAUAUAACUUUCUUAAUAAUACUGUAA
Vespa crabro (European hornet) is the source of this 4097-nucleotide messenger RNA. Its product is annotated as paired mesoderm homeobox protein 1-like. The transcript is spliced from 3 exons. Lineage: Eukaryota; Metazoa; Arthropoda; Insecta; Hymenoptera; Vespidae. Gene Ontology annotation, molecular function: DNA-binding transcription factor activity, RNA polymerase II-specific; RNA polymerase II transcription regulatory region sequence-specific DNA binding. The coding region runs from base 2815 to 3579 and encodes 254 amino acids. Gene Ontology annotation, biological process: regulation of transcription by RNA polymerase II. The record is from RefSeq and is a predicted model, not a curated record.